Molecule: messenger RNA, 1062 nt
Organism: Oldenlandia corymbosa var. corymbosa
Lineage: Eukaryota; Viridiplantae; Streptophyta; Magnoliopsida; Gentianales; Rubiaceae
Source: the annotation of a GenBank genome assembly
CAAUAGAGUUAUAGAAAUUAGAGAUCAUGGAGGUCUUCUACUUUCUUGGCUCCAUCAUCUUUACUUCAACUACUUCCUUCAUCCUCUCCAUCGUCCUCUUCCUCCGCCGUCUUCUCCUCCCGUCUGGCGCCAAACAUACAAGUGAGUAUGUUUCACUAUAUGAAGGCACUGUCUCUCAUGAACGUAGACAUCCUGUUCGCCAUUAUUUUUGGUAUCCUGUCCGUUACGCUCUCUUCGACCUAGAUCACGCUACCAAUGUGCCCCCGAACCAUUUCUCCGCCGAUGAAGCUCGCCAAAUAUGCGAAACCAAUGGACCAGUGCUAUUGUUGACCAUACCAGCAAGUGUGGGAUAUGAACAGAAUCCAGUAAGCUUGUUUUACUGCUACGACGUCGAGGGCUCAUCAACCAAGUUAAAAAGAUGCAUUGUUGAGGUUACUAAUACGCCAUGGGGUGAAAGAGUGUCAUUUUCGUUUGAUCCUCAUUCGGUUGACACAGUUGCAAAGACACUUCAAGUCAGUCCUUUUAUGGAUAUGUUUGGGAACUGGAGUAUGAGAACAACCGCGCCAGAAGACAACAUAACGGUGACGGUGGGUGCAAAACAUCCGGAGCUAGGUAAUUAUAUGACGGCCAUAUUGAAGCUCAGAAAAGUCUCGGACAAAGUUGCGACGGACCCUUACUUGUUCUGCUGGUUAAUGCCUCAUAAAGUUGUCAUUUGGAUUUAUUGGCAAGCUCUUCAGCUAUGGUGGAAAGGGCUUCACUUUUUCGAACAUCCAAAAUAUAAGAAUCCGAACUACAGAGAACAAUGUGUGUUUCGUGACAAUAAAAUUCAAGGGAAUCAGUCAGUUGGAAAGCAAGCUGAAACUGAAACUAUUAAUAUUGGUACAUCUCAUGUUGCUGUGAAGACUCAUUCUCACAGUUUCAUUUGGAGAGAGGCCAAAUGGCCAUGGAAGUGAAAAGAUGAUGAUGCAUUUGGGGUCGGCCAAUUUCAUAAAUUAUUUUGCUUUUUAAACUUUGGUGCAAAAUUGAGAGGGUACUUAAUUAGUUAAAGAGAGUUGGUGCAAG